AUGGCUGAUAGAGAGACCUUGCUGCAUAGGAUUGUCCUAAAUAACAAGGCUUACAACAGGUGGUUGAAAGUUAAGGCAUUGGUUAUGGAUGAGAUUAGCAUGGUGGAUACUGAGUUUUUCGAGAGUCUUGAAUACAUUGCCAGAAAAAUACGAGAAGUCAAUAAAAGUUGGGGUGGGAUUCAGAUUGUUGUGGGUGGGGAUUUCUUUCAGUUACCUCCCAUUAAACCCCAGCAGAAUUCAGGGGGAAAAGAAUAUGCAUUUGAAGCCGAUUGUUGGAAUUCUAGCUUUGACUUGCAGGUUAAUCUGACAAAGGUGUUUCGCCAAUCAGACCCUCAGCUUAUCAAGUUACUUCAUGGAAUAAGAAGAGGAGAGAGUGAUCCUGAAGACUUAAAGUUUCUUGAACAAGCUUGCUCAGAGGCUGAACCAGAUCCUUCUGUGGUACAACUCUAUCCAAGGAUUGAAGAUGUGAAUAGAGUGAAUGCAAGUAGAUUAGAAAGCUUGGGCAAUGAACUUUUUGUCUAUACAGCUGUUGAUAGUGGUGAGGAGUCUAGGAAACCACAGCUUGAACAGGGAAUAGCCCCCAAGAAAGUUACUUUGUGUAAAUAUGCGAGGGUGAUGCUGGUCAAGAAUUUGAAUACUUGGCGUGGCCUGGUGAAUGGUGCGACUGGUACAGUUCAGGGAUUUUAUGUGCCCAAAAAUAAGGAUAUAACAGGCAUAUGCCAUGCUGCUCUACCGAUAGUCAAGUUUGAUUUGGGGCCAGAACUGUUGAUUGAACCAGAAACAUGGGUUGUGACAGAGGGAGAUAAGGUUGUUGCUGAACGGAAGCAGGUGCCUCUCAUAUUGGCAUGGGCUUCAAGCAUUCACAAGUGUCAGGGCAUGACUCUUGACCGUCUUCACACUGAUCUCUCUAAAGCUUUCGAGAAUGGAAUGGUUUAUGUAGCUCUUUCCCGUGUGAGAAGCUUGGAAGGCCUGUAUUUAUCUGGUUUCGAUCGCUGGAAGAUUAUGGUGCACCCUAAGGUAUUGCAGUUCUAUAAAGGUUUUAGUGGUGAACUGGGUCAGGAGGGCAAGGAUGAUAAUGAUAGCCAGAGACAAGAUAGCAUGAGCCGCAGUGGUAAUGGCACUCAGAGACAGGAUAGUACUAGCUGCAGUGGUAAUGGCAGCCAGAGACAAAGUAGCACUAGGCGCAGUGGUAAUGGCAACCAGAAAGAUGAUGGCAGCAAAUACGUGCUGGUUCACAUGAAAUGA
Rosa chinensis is the source of this 1245-nucleotide messenger RNA. Its product is annotated as ATP-dependent DNA helicase PIF1-like. Lineage: Eukaryota; Viridiplantae; Streptophyta; Magnoliopsida; Rosales; Rosaceae. Gene Ontology annotation, molecular function: DNA helicase activity. Bases 1 to 1245 code for a protein of 414 amino acids. The record is from RefSeq and is a predicted model, not a curated record. The transcript has a single exon. Gene Ontology annotation, biological process: telomere maintenance; DNA repair.